Callithrix jacchus (white-tufted-ear marmoset) is the source of this 12297-nucleotide messenger RNA. RefSeq names its product FER tyrosine kinase (gene FER). Gene Ontology annotation, biological process: peptidyl-tyrosine phosphorylation. The record is from RefSeq and is a predicted model, not a curated record. Gene Ontology annotation, molecular function: non-membrane spanning protein tyrosine kinase activity; ATP binding. NCBI's taxonomy places the organism in Eukaryota, Metazoa, Chordata, Mammalia, Primates, Cebidae.
CCUUCCCGGGGAUUUCAGCUCCGGGGAUCGCCCAGCGCCCUGCGGGCACACUUUACAUUGUAAUCACUCCUCCGCCCCCACUCUCUGAAUUCCUUUCCGGCUGCCGACCCGCAGUGUAGUCCCUUCCAGGCGGCCUCAGCUUAUCAUCCCCCCCGGUCCGGCCACUUCCCGGCCGCGGCCAGGCGAGCCUCCCAAAGUUUCCUGUGACGCCGCCUCCAGCCCCAUCUCACCCCGGCACCCCAGGACACCGGCCAGGGAGGAGCAGGUUACCGAGGCGGGGAGAGCGGCACAGACGCGCAGACCUCGGGACUCCACCCGGGCUGGGGGGAGCGAGCCCAGAAGGCGGCGGCCGCAGCUCCGCGCCUCUACUCCCAGCGCCCGCAGCCUGGGCUAAGCGCGCGCCCACCCAGCCUAGGGCCCAAGUCCUGCCCCUUCGGGGCCGGGGCCAAUCGGCCGCUCCCCGCCUCCUGGGAGGUAGUGGAGGAGGGGGUUGGGGGCCGGGCGGCAGCGCCCGCCUUCCACUCUUGCCCAUUGGCUGAAGCCUCAAGGGUGCCCGGAGACCGGAGUACAGCUGGAUUGGUUGCAGAGGUUCGUGACAGUGGCGCCUAUUGGCUGUGGCAGCCCCCGUGACGCGGGGUGGUGACUGGCUCCGGAGUCUGAGGGGCUCGGGCUUGUCAGGUUCUAGCUCAUGUUUUUUGGCUAGACCUAUGAUCAUUUUAACUAGACUUCACCGGACGUUUUCUCAAGUGUCUUCUUCGUCCCUAAUGUGUGACAUCUCAACAUGGAGUCGCUACUUUACCUAAGGCAUGACCAGCAAUGAACAGUAGUAAGAUAUGUGCUGAUUAGAAGGCUCGCUUGUGCAGUGUGGAGGAUAACCAGUGCCUUACAAAAAUGGGGUUUGGGAGUGACCUGAAGAAUUCACAUGAAGCAGUGUUAAAAUUGCAAGACUGUGAAUUACGGUUACUGGAAACAGUAAAGAAAUUUAUGGCCCUGAGAAUAAAAAGUGACAAAGAAUAUGCAUCUACUUUACAGAACCUUUGUAAUCAAGUUGAUAAGGAAAGUACUGUCCAAAUGAAUUAUGUCAGCAAUAUGUCCAAGGUUACAAAAACAGAAUUGGAGAAAUUAAAAUCCAGCUAUAGACAAUUAAUAAAAGAAAUGAAUUCUGCCAAAGAGAAAUAUAAGGAAGCUUUAGCUAAAGGGAAGGAAACUGAAAAGGCCAAGGAACGAUAUGACAAAGCCACAAUGAAACUUCAUAUGUUGCACAAUCAGUAUGUAUUGGCAUUGAAAGGGGCACAGCUCCAUCAGAAUCAGUAUUAUGAUAUCACACUUCCCCUGCUUCUGGAUUCUUUACAAAAGAUGCAAGAAGAAAUGAUAAAAGCACUGAAAGGUAUAUUUGAUGAAUACAGCCAGAUAACUAGUCUUGUCACAGAGGAAAUAGUGAACGUCCAUAAAGAAAUUCAAAUGUCGGUUGAACAGAUAGAUCCUAGUACAGAAUAUAAUAAUUUCAUAGAUGUUCACAGAACAACAGCUGCUAAAGAACAAGAACUAGAGUUUGAUACUUCUUUAUUGGAAGAAAAUGAAAAUCUUCAGGCAAAUGAGAUAAUGUGGAAUAAUUUAACAGCAGAGAGUUUGCAAGGAAUGUUGAAAACAAUAGCAGAAGAACUUAUGCAGACACAGCAGAUGCUUUUAAACAAGGAGGAGGCUGUUUUGGAGUUAGAGAAAAGAAUUGAAGAAUCUUCUGAGACUUGUGAGAAGAAGUCUGAUAUUGUGCUUUUGCUAAGCCAAAAACAGACACUUGAAGAACUGAAACAGUCAGUCCAGCAGCUGAGAUGCACUGAAGCAAAGUUUUCAGCACAGAAGGAAUUACUAGAGCAAAAAGUGCAAGAAAAUGAUGGGAAAGAACCGCCUCCAGUAGUCAAUUAUGAAGAAGAUGCACGAUCAGUUACAUCUAUGGAAAGAAAGGAGAGGCUAUCCAAAUUUGAAUCUAUUCGUCAUUCAAUUGCUGGAAUAAUUAGGUCUCCAAAAUCAGCACUGGGCUCUUCGGCAUUUUCUGAUAUGAUCUGCAACAGUGAGAAGCCUCUGGCAGAACAGGACUGGUACCAUGGUGCAAUUCCCAGAAUAGAAGCUCAAGAACUGUUAAAACAACAAGGAGACUUCUUGGUGCGAGAGAGUCAUGGGAAACCUGGUGAAUAUGUCCUUUCUGUAUAUUCUGAUGGACAGAGGAGACAUUUUAUCAUACAAUAUGUUGAUAACAUGUAUCGAUUUGAGGGCACUGGGUUUUCAAACAUUCCUCAACUUAUAGAUCAUCACUAUACAACGAAACAGGUCAUCACUAAGAAAUCGGGUGUAGUUCUGUUGAAUCCUAUUCCUAAGGACAAGAAAUGGAUUCUCAAUCAUGAAGAUGUCACAUUGGGAGAAUUACUGGGCAAGGGAAAUUUUGGUGAAGUAUAUAAGGGCACGUUAAAGGAUAAAACUGCUGUUGCUGUUAAAACAUGCAAAGAAGAUCUUCCUCAGGAACUGAAAAUAAAAUUUUUACAAGAAGCCAAAAUUCUCAAGCAGUAUGAUCAUCCCAAUAUUGUCAAACUUAUAGGAGUUUGCACACAAAGACAGCCUGUCUACAUCAUUAUGGAACUAGUUUCAGGAGGUGAUUUCCUCUCCUUUCUGAGAAAGAAGAAGGAUGAACUAAAACUCAAACAGUUAGUGAAAUUUUCACUAGAUGCUGCUUCUGGUAUGUCCUAUCUUGAGAGUAAAAACUGUAUACACAGGGAUCUUGCUGCAAGAAACUGCCUGGUGGGUGUAAAUAAUGUUCUGAAAAUAGGUGACUUUGGAAUGUCUCGUCAAGAGGAUGGUGGAGUGUAUUCAUCUUCUGGCUUAAAGCAGAUUCCCAUUAAAUGGACAGCACCAGAAGCUCUUAAUUAUGGGAGAUACAGUUCAGAGAGUGACGUGUGGAGCUUUGGCAUCCUUCUCUGGGAGACCUUCAGCUUAGGGGUUUGUCCGUACCCUGGACUGACAAAUCAGCAAGCAAGAGAGCAAGUAGAAAGAGGAUACCGGAUGUCAGCUCCCCAGCACUGUCCAGAGGAUAUUUCUAAAAUCAUGAUGAAGUGUUGGGAUUAUAAACCUGAAAACCGCCCUAAGUUCAGUGAACUUCAGAAAGAGCUCGUUAUCAUCGAAAGAAAAAUCACAUAGUGACAGGAUGGCGCCAAACUCAGCCUUCUGAACUCUGUCCUCCAGCAGAGUAACAUUAUUGUUCUCAUUAACAAUGAAUUUACCUUCAAUGGUCUUCUACCAUUAUUUUUUUUUAUUAACUGGGUUUUUAAAAAGUAUGUUUCACUUGUAAAAAUCAAAGGCAAAUUUAUUAAAGAAAUAGGCAGUCCUACCAAGGGCUUUCUUAGCUAACCAUAGCAAUCCUACCAUUUCAGGCCAUUGCAAAUAAUAGAAAAGCACAGGCUUCUAAGUGUGUGAAGGAUAAAAGAUAUUUUUCACACCUUAUUUCUACUUCAGGCCCAGUUUGUGGGCUGCCACCCUAUUCCACAGACCCUACUCAGUUGGUGCUAUAAACAGCAUUGGUAAUGCCAUGUUUGCAGGACAUGUUCCAACCACAGUUGGCUUUCUCCUCUGCCAAGGCAAGAUUAUAUUUGUAAACAGAAUUUUAUAUUGGGAAUUAUUUGGACCUCCUGGGGUUUUUCUUUUCUUUCUUGUUAGGUAUAAGCCCAAUGUAAGAAACAUCAUGUAUCUACAUUUUUUGUAAGGUUGUCAUUUUCCUCCACCUUUGUCUGGGUAUCAGAAAACAAUACACAUAGGCUGGGCAUGGAGGCUCAAUGCCUGUAAUCCCAGCACUUUGGGAGGCAGAGGUGGGUUUGAGACCAGCCUGGCAACAUGGUGAAACCCCAUGUCUACUGAAAAAAAAAAAAAAAAAAAAAAAAACCCGCAAUGCAAGAAACGUUAUCAAAGAGCACCCUAUUAGAGUUGAGGCAGUUACUUUUCAAGGAUGUUAUAGAGAGCUGUGAAGCAAGAAACAAGUUUAUACAGGAGGGUGGGCUGGAGAAAAGGGCAGCUAGAAUGACAAAGUAAAGAAGAAAGGGAAAAUAUAAACCUUAUCAGAGUUAUGCUUUUAAAAACACAUUCUAUUUAAUAGUCUAAAUUUACCAAAAAGGUCCUAAGAAGUGUUUUAGGAAUUCAUAGACUCCUAAUGGUAACAAAAAUUUUAGAGGAAACUGUAAAGCACAGAUCCACAGAAAUAAGAGCAUACUUUUGGUUAAACAUCUUCACCUUAGAGGGGCCAUUCCAAAAUGCAAUUUCCUUCAUUUGUACCAGUUUUUAGAGCUAUCAGAAUUUCAUGAUUCUAGUUCAUCAACACAUUCAUGUGUGUAUGCGCACACACACUACCAAGGUACAAGACAGAUGUGAAUGAAGUAGACAGUCUAGAAGUCAGGUGAAUAUUAAUGAGGAAGAUGAUGACAUAGGGUCAGCCCUCCCAUUUCUAAUUCCCGUAUACUGCCCCCUGGACAUUCAUCUUAGCUGACAGGUAUGCGAGCAUAGUGCUGAAGAUGUCUCAUGUGGAUAAAAUGUAACUCAGUUAAAAGUAGGAUUCUGCAUCUUAACUGUUAUCUAGGGAACUUACCCCACGAUCUGUAUAUAGUUGCCUCUCAGGAUAAAUACGUAUAUAGAAGAUGGUCACGCUCAGGGCUAAAUAUGUUCUGGAAGCCUUUUAUAAGUUCUCAGGCCUGUGACCAGAUAAACAUCACCUUAGUGAUUAUUUGGUCUGCAUUCAUUGGAAGAGCUUAGGGAUAGAAAAUUCCUCCUGCCCUUUCUUAGCUGUUUGCUGCCUAUACCAUUGCACAGAACUCACACUAUACUUUAAAGAGUAUCAAAGACAAUACUGAAGAGAAAAGUAACUUGUAUCUAUCAAUCAUUUCAAUCUUCUUGCAGAUUUCAUACAUAUUUAACGAUUAGUACAUUCAGACUUAAAGGGAACUUUCUUUUGAUGGUGCAUACUAUGGUAAAUCAAAGCACAAACUUACAUAUUAAGUGCUAUGGUAUAUUCAGGCACUUGCCAGCCUUCAAAAGUAAGAAUAAAAUGGGAUAUUCCUACCGUUUUUUUUCAGUAUUUCUAAGUGAAUCUCUGUUUGUAAUAUUCUUUGUCUGUUUAAAGAAAACAGCCUGCCAUCACAUAAUGGCUUCAUGCUAAGCUCUCAGCAAGGAGAGAGAAGGAUGGUUUUGGCUUCAGUUUUAUAAACAAGACCUAAAGCUUAAUCCUUGCAUUCUGGCAUAAAGAAUGAACACAGCAUUGAUAUUUCACUCAUCCAGUCUGUUAGAAUUUGCAAUUCACAUCAUUACCCUGUGCUUAAAUUUAAAAAGCUUUUCAACACAUCAUGACAUGUAGCAUUUAAAUUCCAUUUUAUUCUUUGUCCAAAAGCAGGCAGUGGCAUAGUUCAAGAUUAGUAACUCCGUAGAGUCUCUCAGGAUCCUCUCAGUCAUAUAGAAUAUUAAAUUUAAUAUAGGCACAUACAUUAAGAAGAACUUAUACAAACAGUUUUUCACUGUUAAUUUUGUUGUGCUUGAAGCAUAAUUUAUUCAUCCCUUCUGUCACUGAUAAUUAAUGGAAUUAUGUACUGUAGGAAGCUAAUCCAUGCCCAAGAAACACACAUAUACUGUUCUGAAUGUACAAGUUGAUGUAGGGAAAGGAAGCUUCAGAAAUGUACACAAUCCUAUGAUUUGUUCAGUAAGAAAAGAAUUGUAACCAAAAUUUCUUCAGGUCUGGAUGUAAUUAGUCCAGUCACAAAUCUUUGUGUUAAUGGAUUAUACAGGAUAUAUAUAUUAUACAGGAUAUAUAUAUAUCUUCUAUAAUCUAUUCACACACACACACACACACACACACACACACACACAUAACUACUGCAUAGUUCCUCUCAUAAGUCCUUCAGUUUAUUAAAAUGGGGGGAAGUAAACACAGUAGUCUCUCUCUCACUGGUGUCUUUCUACCUUGAAUCACUAAGGCCUUUAUGCAAAAAUUUAGGUUGUCCAUCAUUUUACAAGGAAAGAAAUUUUUCAACGAUUAACAUUUAUUACCCACAUGUGAAACCUAAAUGAAUUUUGUAUUCCAUGUAAUCUAAGGUUACUUCCCAAAGCCAACAUACUCUUUCUCUUCCAGGAAAAUGAUAAUAAAAUUGACAGGCUUUGUAUAACUUUCAGAAACUGAAGCUUUAUUUCAGCCCAUCCUGCCACGAGGUCUCCAGUGAAAGGUCUCCUGUAAUUGUUUCUCUUUUAUCUCCCAAAUUUAAUGUAGGCAAUAAAAUUCUCCUUCCAUAAUUCACAUACAAUAUUACUGAAACAUCUUAUUAGCAGAUAAGUGUAGACCAAGAGCCUAAUUUGUUGGGUAUUUUCAGUGCACAUUUCACAGUUGUUUUUCACUUUAAGAUCAUUUUGAAAAGAAAACAAAAUGCUUUGUCAUUGAAAUCGUUUUAAUUUCCUUUAAACCAUAAUUUGGUUUUUCUAUCUAUAUUAUAUUCAUUUCAGUUUUCCCAAAUAAUUUUUAUGAAGUUUGGUUAGUACCACAAAAUAAUUAGGGCCUCACAAUACUAGUGUUAGAUUAUGUCAAGAGGACAGUGUUUUAGUUUCAACAUAUGCCACCCACUGAGGACCUUGUAAUGGGAUAAAAAUUAAAAUGCAACAAUCCAAAUAAAUUAUGAUGUAACAAUACAGAUAUCUGAAUCAUAAGUCACUGUUGUUCAGGGUUACUUCAGUCAUACCACUUUAUAAUUAAUUCUUGUGAGUCAUCAGAUUUGUAAGAGUGUACCUGAAAACCUUACUUAGUAUACUUACGGCCACGUAUCUUUUGAAGAUUGAUAUUUUCUGAAAAAGGGUUGUUUGCCUCAGCCCUCUUCUUUUUACAUGUACUCCCUUUAUUAUUAUUUUAGCUGUUUCUUAUCAACAAAAUUGGCUGCCCAUAGUUAGUGCUGUGAGUCAUGGAAACACUUGCUUUUGCAUUUAGGAGGUCAGAGCCUCCCACAAAACAAAGAAUGGUGCAAAAUAAGAGCAGCAGAGACCGACAAUUGGGAAAGACAUGUUUUCUUUAGGUAUUCAUAUCUUAACUAAAUGGGAUCAAAUUAUAUAUGAAAAUGAAUUUAUAUUACAUUUCCAUUAUACUAAGUUAGUUGUGAAAGUUUACCAAAAUAAAGUGUUACUUCUUUUAUGACUAACUCUGAUUUGCUUAUACAUAUCAGAAUGUUCAUUAAACAUUUUAAUUUCAUUUAUUUUUCUAUGUUUUGAUUAGUUUCAUAUCAAGUCUGAAUACUGUAUAUUUUGGAAGAAUCCAAAACCACAUAUUUAUUUCUGCAAAAGAAGAUACUCUGAUUUUAAAAGUCAGGAUUUCAUGUACCAAGAAUGACCUACCUGAAGGAGAUUUUAUUACACUCCUAGAGUCCCAAAACUUCUCCUUUAAAAAAUAAUGCUGUCCUACAGAGGUGUAUAAACUAUAUGCCUUAGCCAUAAUUUAAGGACAUAUUUAGUACCCCAUUAAAAACCAUCCUCUGCCUUAUACUGAUUCAGAGAUUAAAUUUCAAACUAUUUAGUGUAGGCAUUAGCAAUCAGCCACCUAAUAAGGACUGACAUUCUUGGGUGGCAUAAAAAUCCUGGUGUGCUAGAUUCUUAAUCACUUUAAACUACAUAGAAGUAGUAAGCAUAGACUUCAGUAUAUUUGUUAAUAAGGUGCUGAGGCAAGCAAAUUCAAAUGCAAAAGAGGGAGGAACCAGUUAUUCCAAGGCAGAGUGAUGCACCCCACACAGUGUGAAUUAAAGUGAAACAAAAACUUGGACAAUGUCUUAGGAAGCCUGAGGAGAACAUACUACAAGGCCUCAUCCUGUCCUAUGGAAAAUAAAAAAGAUAGCAGAGCUAAAGCAAAAGUAGUCAUGCAGUGUGUGGGCCUUAGCAAGAGAGCAAACCAAAUACCUCUCUUUGUGUUAGGAACAGUGUGAUAUUCCCAGCUCAGAGAUGACUGUGUGCUGAGCAGUGCUUAUAUUUAUUAUUUUCCCAACUAAUGGAUUUGGUCAUAUGUAUUCCAGUUUUUCAGAGACUACCCAAAGCCUCUUUACAUUUGCAUUGGUUAUAUUUAAUAUUUCUUAAACUAAGAUCACUGAUUAUUAGAAAUCUUUGGUUACAGUGAGGCUUAACCUGGGCUAAAGUCUCCUAAAUGAGAGCACACUUAGAUCAGCCCUUUUCACCUUUGGACUAAUAUUAACUAAAUGGCUCCUAGAGUUACCCCACAGAGGAAGCUUAUUGUGAUGAGCGCCACUGUGGGGAAACAUAGUAUUCAGCAGAGAAAUGGAAGAAUACAAGUAGCAAUGUUCCUUGUCUUUAGUAACAUUUGAGGGAAGGUAAUUGAAGCCCUGAAGCUUCUCAGGGUGCAGCUAAAGUAAGACGAAAAUUCAGAGAAAGAGACAUCCAGAGAGGAAGGUUGAAUGGAAAUGAAGGGCAGUAACAAAGCACCAUGUAAAAUGACUCAAAGCCAACAAUAAAUGCAAUGGCAAUAAGGGAAACUAUCCCUCACAAAGGAUCUGAGGAGCUUCCUGCUGUGUGUUAUUAAAUAGUACAUGCCUCUCAAGUCUCUACGACACUUUUUUAAAGGACAUUGAAUUGAACAUUCGUUUAAUUUUCCCUUUGCUCCCUAUAAUCUUGAGAGGUAACUACCAUUAUUGAAUGAGAAUUACCCUUGCUCUGUUUUUCUGUGAGGUGGCUCACACAAUGGUGGUUCAGCCCUCUCCCUAAGCAGUGGCAAGCUGAGUAAUGGAACACAUAUGUCUAGGAUAGCCAGCAUUCAAGAAAAUUGCUGUGAACACUUUAUUUUAAUAAAGAACAAAGUUCUUGCAGGUUUGUGACACAAAGACAGAUUUAGCUUCCCUCUUGUCAGCAAAUUUGUAAGAAUCUCAAAACAAGUGAAUAUUUGGGAUUCACUCUAAGGGAUUCAAAUCCUGAAUUUCUAAACUAUCUUCUCAAAUAUUAUAAUUGAGGCCAGCAAGAUGCAAGUUUUCUACCAAGUAACAAACUGUUCUACGUAAUAGUGUUGAUGCUGGAAGUGGAAUGUUAUGUUUUCCCUUAGCUGUAUUCAUUCAGGAAGUUCUUGAACGUCUACUACAUGAGGUGUGUGUUGGUGGGGGAAUAGUACCAGGUGCUAGUUUUUCCAGUGUUUGUUUUUGACUUCUGAUUAGUAUUUCCUUUUCUCAUCUUUAGUUUCUCAAGAUUCUACUUUACCAAAAUAGUAAAGCCUUUAUCAUCAGCUUAUAUUGAAUAAUGUCAUAAUUGGCCUCAACCAAAAAGUUUCUCCUCAGGUGCUUGGGAGGGGUGGGGGUGCUGCCUUCUAAGGAACUCCCAGGCACCUACUUAGCAAAGCCAGCUACACACACAGUAUGCAAGAAGCCCCAUGAUGGAUGCAGGUUAGAAUACAAAGACCUGGUUGGAAUCCUAGAUGUGGAGACAGGAUGAUCACGUGGCACUUGUUAGAUGAGUAACACUACCAGCAGAAGCUCCUGGGAAAUUUUCUCAAUGCAGCAAGAUUUCUGUGAGUAGAGGUAUCGUGGAAGGCAGUCUAUUGACUUGACCAAGUAAGCUGAUCAGGUGCCCUCCUCUACCUGCUAAAGAAGUAUGAAAACGCUAGCAAUAAUUGCUUUAUCUUAAAUUCCUGGACAUACUCAAUUCUUCCAUUCCACUGUUCGACUCCCAGUACCUUUUAUUGUUUUCUUCGCACUCUUCUUGUUUAGCAAAAGUCUCAAAGUAUUUCAAUUGUGUAAUGUUAAAGGGUUCUUUACAUAGCUUCAGAAAACAGGGCAGCAAAUAUGAAGCCUUAAAUUCAAAACAAGCCAUUCUACCUAGAUAUACAGACCCCAGAGCACCACUGCAUGAAGGUAUCUCUACUCUACAGUUCCCCAAAGCAGUAUUCUUCCUGAAAUGCCAAACAUCACACUAUUUUCCUAUUUGCUAAGAAUCGGAAUAAGCAUUUUCUAAAUGCUAUCCAAAGCAGGUUCUAAAAUGACACAGUAAAAAGCCGGAUUUAAACUGUAACCAAAGUAGACAAUAGAAAUACCACUUUACCCCUUUGUCAUUGGUUAGAAUACACUUGCAAAAGCUGUAACGACUUAAGCAGUUUGUCUGAUCCCAGAAGAUCAUACCUUCUUUGGAAAGCACAGGACAGAUAUCAGUGAGAAACAGUGUUCUGAGCAACACACAAUAAAUUUAAGAGGCCAUAAAAAAUAAAUCUCCAUUCAUACAAGGGAGCAGCAAAAACCUGAACAGGAACAAAAAACUGUGAUAGUCCAAACUCCUUUUUCAUAUAGCUCUUGUCAAAUGGUAUAACCUUGGGGUCUUCUUUGAAUUGCCUGGACAAUAUUUAUGAAACUAAAAACUAAAUUCCCCCCAGUGGGGGAGGGGGGGAUCAGAUCUCUAACCUGGAUUCAAAGCCUUAGAGGCCAAGAGGGAAUCUGGAAUCUGGCAUCACUGAGAUCCUAGGUAAAAACCAACCUGACAGUGUUUUGUAGCUCACUGGUUCCUGCUUUUAUUUUUAAGCCCAAAAGAAAAAAGAAACACACCCUCUUAUGUAAGAAUUUCCCUUUUACAAAUAAUUUGACUUGUUAGACAUAAACUUGCCUGCCUGCUCUUAAAUGCCAGAUUGUUGCAAGCAAAUGCAGAGGGAAAGGUUACCAGAACCAUGCUUAAUAGGACUUUGAAUAUUUUCUCUUUACCUAAAGUAUGUUGCUUAUAUUUAGACUUUAAGAUGCUGUGGAGCCCUAUCCCAUGCCAGGCCAGUUUGAAUUGCUUUCCUUCAAUAACAAUCAGAAGACCAGUCCAACAGAAGUGAGCUUGUCAUAAUUGCACCUUAGAUUCUAGACCUCUCAUACCUGCAGCAUACAGAAUAUGUACAUAUUCAAGUGGAAUUCACUAUUUUUGGCUUUAGUGUCAAAGGGAUUGAUUCUAAAAGGUUCAUCUAAUUUUAUAAUCCUAUGAUUCUAAAUUCAAUCCCCAAUAUAGAUUCUAAGCAUCACAUCAAAUCAAAAUCAAAGGGAAAAGGAAACUGGUCGAGAGAGGUCUCGGUUAUUUCAAAGCCAUGACCACAGUGGCCAAAGACGUGAAACUCUUAACACCAGCUGAGCAUUUCACUGUACAAAAUGUCAGUUACCUAGUUCCAUCCUGUGACAUGAUCAGACUGUCAAUGUGGACCAGUGGCCAGGAGCUUAUUCAGGGACCAUUUGGGUUCAUCACUCUUCACAGAGCAUUGAGGUUUCCCACUGAAACAGCUUCUUUAGUCAGACACCAACAGAUUUUACAUAAAUUUGCAUUUAGAUGUAUUAACUUGGAUGGCAUAAUUGAGCAUCUGAGUGAAUAUAGUAGGGGUUGGUGGUGGUACAAAUUAUGCUGGCUUUAUGUUACCAUUUUGUGUUUUUUCAUGGUUUUGUGUGUCUGGCAAGUGCCCUAAAAGAUUGGAACACUCUAAAGUCAUAGACAUACAACCAUAUGAGAAAGCCGAGAUGAAAAAAACAGAAGAAUAAAAUCAAAUUGUCAAGAUUCCAGCAACAGCCCUGACUUCUUCAGGAACCCAAGCAAAUUGAAAGCCAAGACAAAAUGUACAAAUGGUGCCCAUACCAUGACAGUGAGUGGUGGUGGAAAUGCUCUAGGGCUCUCAUAGUGAGUGGUGGUGGAAAUGUGAUUUUUCUGAGUUGCUUUUUCCCCUUUAAUAGAUGAGUUUGAGAUGAUGGAGUAGGAGUGGGACUCUCAGGCACUUCUGGUAAAGACGUUCCACUGCAAGCAGCAUUUUGAGCAAGCACUGCUGUGGCUUGCCAAUUUAGGGUCCAUUGAAUGUCAGGCUAAAGCACCUCUAAUCAUUUUUGUUGUUUUAAGAUUAUAUAUUUGUGAAGUGGAUAAACACUGGAAAUAGGGUGCUUCUUCUGGAAAGUUCAGUGUAAAACACAAACAAGGCUUUGGCUAGUGUAUCUGGCUUUAUAAACAAGUCUGAAAAUGAAUGAGAGCUAAGUAUGUAAAAUGGUUGUGUCUAUCUCAUCAUUUUAACUCAGAUCUGUAUUUAACACUUAUUUAUUUGUAGUUUUUACAUCCAGAAGAAAUACACUUUGAACUUUGGCUAACAUUGUAGGAUUUUUAAAAUUUGUUUCUACAUUUUUAAAGCAUGAUUUCAUCAUUUUUGUAAACUGAGAUCAUUUUUUAAUUGCCUGUUCUUUUCCAAUAGACCAGUUACCCAUAUGUCUGCAGAACCUCUUUAUUGUAUUCUUAUAAUAAAUGUAAAAUAUUUGUAGCAAA